Messenger RNA from Octopus bimaculoides (California two-spot octopus), 927 nucleotides. Its product is annotated as multidrug resistance-associated protein 1-like. Gene Ontology annotation, molecular function: ATP binding; ATP hydrolysis activity; ABC-type transporter activity. Lineage: Eukaryota; Metazoa; Mollusca; Cephalopoda; Octopoda; Octopodidae. The record is from RefSeq and is a predicted model, not a curated record. Gene Ontology annotation, biological process: transmembrane transport. Gene Ontology annotation, cellular component: membrane.
AUUUACAUCCUUGAUGACCCUCUAAGUGCUGUUGACUCCCAUGUCGGGAAACACAUCUUCAACAAAGUCAUUGGACCUAAUGGAUUGCUUAAGAAUAAGACACGCAUCCUUGUUACUCAUGGCAUACAUUGGUUGCCUGAAGUGGACAAUAUCAUAGUCAUGAACGGUGGGCAAAUAUCAGAAAUGGGGACUUACAAUGAGCUGGUCGAUCAUAACGGACCAUUUGCCCACUUUCUUCAAACUCAUCUCACUCAAAGACAGGUAUCAACUGAAUCAGUGGAAGUUGCUGAGCUGAAUAUGAAAAUACCACAGAGGUCUAACUCAAGGAGUGACUCGACUAACAGUGUUCAGAAUGACAAUGAGAUUGAAACAGCCUAUGAAAAUGAAAAGUCAAUGGAAGAAACUUGUGCAGAUUCUUCGGUGAGACAGUGGCAGAAGACGUCUGCAUUUUCCAAGAUUUUCAAAAGUAAAGGCAAAUCUAACUCAAUUCACAUGAAAGUGAUCCCAAGUAAACUACAGAACGAAUCAAAAAAUAAACUUAUUGAGAAAGAGAAGAUAUCAUCAGGAAAGGUUCAGUUGAAUGUCUUCAAGACAUACAUCAUGUCUGUUGGUCUCCGGUCCACCAUAGUGGGCCUUAGUUUCUACUUCGCCUUCCAGGUUUUUGUUAUCUUUAGCAGUAUCUGGUUGAGCUGGUGGUCUGAGGAUGAAACUGAUGUUAAUGGCACUGGCACAGCUGUUUUCAAUAUUGCUCCAGAAAAUCGUGCCACGUUCUACCUGGGGGUCUAUGGUGGUUUUGGAGCUCUGCAGUGUAAGUAUUCAAUUUUUAGAUUUUAUCAACCCAUUUCAAAUUUUUUGAAUGAAGGUGAAAAGUUCACCUGUGGUGAGAGGAUGUUUGCCCUUGCUUUCAAAAGUUGCUUCAAUUAUUAG